Molecule: messenger RNA, 2193 nt
Organism: Polistes canadensis
Lineage: Eukaryota; Metazoa; Arthropoda; Insecta; Hymenoptera; Vespidae
Exons: 2
Coding region: 1-2193 (730 amino acids)
Biological process (GO): DNA integration
Molecular function (GO): nucleic acid binding
Source: RefSeq, a predicted model, not a curated record
AUGGCAGCGAAACUAGCGCUGCAAGAGGCGCGGGCUACCACUAUCUCGAAUCUAACUGCCAAUGCAAAAAACUUUCACGCUAUGGACCUCUCAACCGCUGUCGACACAAGGGAGUUGCUUCGAUCAGCAUGGUCAAAGUUUGAUACCGAACACGACCGCAUCGUAUCGUCAUCUCGCGAAACAGCAAUGGAACAGUCGUAUUUUAAGGAAAACCGGUACGAUGCGACCUUGCGGGCAUAUCUAGGCGGAGUAACGCUGUUAAACUUGCGGAUAGAAGAACUCUCCCAGCAAGUACCGCCUGUCAAAUCUCAAAGAGCAUCUCGUUUCAGGACGGUUUAUGGCUUCUCAGAUGCCUCUCAACUUGCUAUAAAAGCAGUUGUAUAUAUCAGGGUGUUGUAUGCUGACUUAACUUCAGUAGUCAGUCUAGUCUGUUCUAAGACGAAAGUAGCUCCUCUCAAGAGGUUAACCAUUCCUAGACUUGAACUCUCAGCAGCGGCUCUGCUAGCCAAGCUGACCGCAAAAGUAAUUAGACUUCUCGACCUUUCAGACGUUCCUACUUUCCUGUGGUCUAACUCUUCGGUGACCCUUGCAUGGGUCAAAAACAAUCCUAUGAGAUGGAAGGAAUUCGUAGGCAAUAGGGUAGCCGAUAUUCACGAGUCUGUACCCCAUGCUUCUUCGAGAUUCCUCUGCGGAAAGCUCAAUCCAGCUGACUGUGCAUCUCGCGGUCUCAGUGCAUCUCAACUCAUUGAUCACCCACUAUGGUGGAGUGGUCCACCAUGGCUUUCUCAGUCGCCAGUAUAUUUGCCCUUGUCAGUGCCACCCUCACCGGAGGAGGAUAUGGAGGAACGUCCUGGCAUCUCACUUGCACUCUCACAAGCCCAUCCUCCAGUUUGGGACCUCGUUGACCUUCCGCAAUCAUCCUCCUUUAAUCGGCAUCUCACUAAACUACUUCGGAUCACGGCAAUCCUUCAGAAAGCGGUCUCGCGCUUUAAGAGGGUUCCUGGCUCGAGCUUGUCCGCCUCGCCAUUGAAUUCAGCAGACCUGGAGAAGGCAAAAUCGUUCUGGAUACGCGCGACUCAAGAGGCGUAUUUCUCACCAGAAUUAAGAACGUUGUCAGCAGGUCAAUCUCUUCACAAACGUCACGUUCUGACGCGACUCACGGCCUUUGUCGAUCGUGCAGGAAUUCUCAGGGUUGGUGGACAGCUGCAAAAUUCUCAGCUAAUUGAUGAUAGUAAACAUCCAGUCAUACUACCUCGUCAGUCAAAAWUCACCAACCUAGUCAUCUCCGAUGCUCAUGCCAGAACCAUGCAUDGAGGAACUCAGCUAACGCUCUCCUACAUUCGAAAAACUUUCUGGAUUAUUGGAGGUCGUGCUCCAGUGAAGUCCUUCCUCAAAGAUUGUCUCACUUGUGCUCGAAUUCGUGGAGUGAGAGCACAACAACUCAUGGCUCCACUCCMGGCAUCUCGAGURACACCAUCUCUYGUGUUCRAGACUACAGGGCUGGAUUACGCCGGGCCAGUCCCCAUGAAGAAUUUUCAGGGCAGAGGUGCAAAGUCCUUUAAGGGUUGGAUAGCAGUGUUCAUAUGCUUCUUCACCUCUGCCGUUCAUCUUGAAGUAGUCUCUGACUACUCCACCGAAGGAUUUCUUAAGGCAUUUCGACGGUUUACCAGCUGUAGGGGCAUUCCAAAAACGCUCAGAAGCGACUGUGGUACUAACUUCCAGGGAGCAGACAAGCAGCUUAAGGAGCUUCUCUCAGCUGCAACGAAGGAAUCCCUCAAGAUCCAGAGACUUCUCGCUAAUGACGGCACUAAGUGGAUGUUCAAUCCUUUAGCAGCACCACAUAUCGGUAAAAAAUGGGAGGCGGCGGUGAAAUCAAUCAAGUAUCAUCUCAAACGAACCACCUCGGAUACGUUGCUAACGUUCGAAGAUUUCUCCACGUUCUUAGCUAAAGUUGAGGCGGUUCUCAACUCUAGACCUCUCAGCUUUCUCUCGGAAGACCCUGAUGACAUCAGAGCAUUAACACCAGGGCAUUUCAUCAGAGGGGAAGCAUUUACAACUAUCCCCGAGCCUUCACUAAUAGAAAUCUCAGAUUCCAGGUUAUCUCAUUUCCAGCGGAUUCAAGAGCGCUUCCAGCAAUUUUGGAAAAGGUGGUCGACGGAAUGCCUGCAAGCGCAUCAGACCACAUCCAAAUAG